Pyricularia grisea is the source of this 2715-nucleotide messenger RNA. RefSeq lists its product as uncharacterized. The record is from RefSeq and is a predicted model, not a curated record. Gene Ontology annotation, biological process: regulation of chromosome condensation. Bases 1 to 2715 code for a protein of 904 amino acids. The transcript has 2 exons. Lineage: Eukaryota; Fungi; Ascomycota; Sordariomycetes; Magnaporthales; Pyriculariaceae.
AUGCUGUCAACUGCCGCCGACGUUGGCUCGGCGCCAAAACGAAAGGUCGCAAACACGUACGGGAAGAACCGAAAUCGAAAUGCGGUGCCAGGCACGGCAGAGGGUGCUUCAUCCAGCAAGCCCACCUCGUCCAAGCCAACGUCUCUGUCGAGGCCAAAGCUAAAGGGCGAAAAUGCAUCGGCGCGCACCCCCGCAAGUGCCCCAUCGCUAGACGAUGAGGAGGGGGAUCCAUAUGACUUCCCAGAUGAUACUGCCGCUCCUGUUGUGAAGAAACAUUCUAGCUACCGCUCUGUCGCAAAACCCGCGCAAACAGCCGCCACAUCCGGCUCUUCUCUAGACCCUCGCACCACCAUGAAAAGAAAACCAACACACCCUCCAAGUGCUAGGCUACCCAAGAAACAGAGAUCUUCGAGUCCCGAUGUGCAGCCGGAAUCACGGCAAUCUCCAAAACCAUCAAUAGCUGAUCGUCAACCGCAACUAAACUUUAAGCUGGGAAAGGGGAGUUCCCGUCCCUCGCCGUCAGAUACUGUUGCUACUACUGCUGCUAGCUCUUCGUCGAGCAGCUCAACCGGAGAAAGUGGAAGGCAACGGUCCAUUCCUAUCCGUCCGACAAGGACCCUGGAGAAACCAGUGCUCAAAAAUCAGAAGAACUCUUCGAUCGACUCUUCUUCCUUCGAUGCCAUUGGUCUUGCGGUUGAGGCGACAAUAGGAGAACGUACAACACGGAAACGAAGUCCGGAAAAGCAACCGAGACCUACGCCGAAGAAGGAUACCGUGUCCUACAGCAGCGCGUCGCAUGCAGGUGUUGCUAAGUUGCAGAGGCCAACGCAGUCUAUGACUAGGAAGACUGUAUCCUCUUCUGAUAUCAGCACAACAACGACACCUCCCGCCAAACGUAGACCACGGCUUAUUGACACACUCAAAGCUCAGGCUGAGAAUAACUCAUCUUCAUCGUCAGACGAGAAUGAGGACGGGUUCGGGGAAACUCCUCGGAGUCGGAGCAGAGAGCAUGUUCAUGAUCUCAAAGCCUCGCAGACGUCAAGCCCCCAACCAUCACAGCCUUCAGAAACACCAAGAGCACGAACGUUAACACGCCACGGAUCAAUGCCAAAGAAGCCAGGCCUCAAGUAUACCUACAGCCAGCAGCGGACCAUGCUUGCCGACGAUUCUAUGUUGGAUGGUCUUGACCCCCUCAAGGCCGAGGAGCUGGCAUUCUCGCAGCCUCUUUUGGCGCCAAGCGAACCACAACCGAGCGCCUAUGACUUCGACGAUGGCCUGGUAGAAGAUGCGGCUGCCUCAGGUGCUGUGCGUGGUAUUCAUGAGUUACGAAGGGCAGGGGCAAACAACAGAACGACAGACGAAAUGAACGACAUUUUAGAUAGGAUUGGAGUGCCCAGUGAUAAGGCUUCCUCAGUACGAAGAAGCGCGCUACUCGAGAUGGCUACUCAGGUUCAGGACAAGACAUUCCGUCGGCAGUUCCUCAUACACGACAAUGGCACAACAAGUCUUCUCAAAGGUGUCGGCAAUGAGACGGAUCCAAUCGCUGCGUAUCUGAUAACUGCCAUCCUCACUACACUAUUGGCAACUGCAACCUCCUCUCAUCUCAGUCGCCAGCUCCAACUCGAAGAUUUGGCAAAAGUCAUGGAGCUUUUACUUACUUACGAAAUGGAUAUCGCUGUAUUAGCAAAAGACCGCAAAAGUAAUCUCUCAAAGUUCACGCAAAACACACUGAUGCGCGUCAAGAACUCUUUAUUACAGAUGAAAAUCUGGGAGCCGUCAACAUCACUUUCUCAAUUGUCACCUCGGACGCUGGCAUUGAUGUGUAUGCACCAAAUACAACAACAGACGCCGGUGGAAGAGCUGUUGACGGCAGAUCUGACUGCUCAACUCUUUGAGAUCCUGGCAGCGCCUGCCGAGCGCCGCGAGGCGCUCAGCUGGGAUUCGCCUGGGCAAGCUGAGCCUAUGGAUAUGUUUCUCGUCCUUUCCAUAUUGGUGGCAUACUCACCCGAAGUUAUGCAAUCGGAGUCCGCCGGGGCGUGGAACGUAAAGCAUUUGCCCACAAUUGCCAGCGUUCUGGAAACUUCGCUGUCCCAGGCGAUAGCUCAACUGGGAGAUCUGGAGAUACUUAUUCUUCAGUUGACACUAAACACGUCCAAUGGCAACCAGACAGGGCAGACCAUAUUGCUGGAGAAGGGGCUUCUUCGCAACUUGGCGCAGGCGGCACAUACAAUGUUCGACUCGGUCUUGCAGUCGAUAACGAACAACACUUUUGCCAAACCCGUUAUCGACACGCUGACUAUUCUUUUGGGUCUUAUGAUCAACUUAUCUGAGCACUAUGAGCUUGCCGGUACUACAUUGAAGGAUUUUGAGCCAUUUGACCAACUGAUCAGCUUCUUCCAUAGCUAUAGUUCGAGAACGCAAGAGGCAAGUGAUUCGCUGAGUUCUCGGGCUGAUUCGGAAGAGAAGGCUUCGCUCAACGUUGCCUUUGGAUACCUUGCUGUUUUGCUAGGCUGUCUAUGCCGACACAGGCCUACACGGAAGAGAUUCGAGGCGCUGAAUUUGAGCAAGACUAUCAGACCUCUGAUUAGCGCGAUACAGGAAUUUGCGAAACAUCUCGAGACUACACAUGCGAAAUUCGGCGUUGAGGGGGACCCCAACGCACUCUCUCAGAUUGAGCGCCUGCGCAUUCUAAUUGAUGAAUUGGAGGGCAUUUAG